AUGGAUCAAAGUUGUUCAACUAAUUACACAUAUAUUAUAUGUUGUCUAGUUAUUGCUAUUAAUUUAGUUUAUUUUAUUAUUAUAACACUUAAACUAUUUAUACAGUAUCAACGACGACCAGCAACAGGAUAUUAUCAAAAAAUGACAGAUCAAUCAAGUAAAACAACGACAACAGCACCAUCACGUAUUACAACAUCAACCAGCAAGACUGGCUUAGAACGUCUAGCUCAACUGUAUCCUCAUGUAACUGAAGAUACACCAUUACCAUCGAAAUGGAAUUCAAAAGAAAAAGCACCAUCUUUAGCACUUCAACAGAAUAAUCUUGCUGUUGCAUAUAAAGGACCUGGAAAAUCACAUAAAGAUGCAGCUAGUGUGCGUUCUGAUCAUCCUAUUCCAUCGCUUACUGGAAUUUAUUAUUAUGAAGUAAAAAUACUAAGUAAAGGUCGUGAUGGGUUUAUGGGUGUCGGUCUAUCAACGAGUGAAGUAAAUCUUAAUCGUUUACCAGGAUGGGAUAAAGGCUCCUAUGGUUAUCACGGUGAUGAUGGUCAUUUAUUUUGUUCAGCAGGCUCUGGCAUUGCCUAUGGGCCCACGUUUACAACCGGUGAUUUUGUUGGUUGUUGUGUUAAUUUUCUUGAAAAUUCUUGUUUUUAUACUCUUAACGGUUAUAAUAUUGGUACUUCAUUCAAAGACAUACCGGCGGAGGUCUAUCCUACAGUAGGAUUACAAACUCCCCUUGAAGCCAUCGAAGCAAAUUUUGGCCUUAGUCCAUUUAAAUUUGAUAUAGACAAGUACAUGGAUGAAUAUCGAGAUAAAACUCGUCGAGCAAUAGUAGAGUGUACAUUGAAAGAAGGCGAACUAUUGCAUCAAAUUCAAUUACGUCGUAUUGUUUCAACAUAUCUCGUUCAUUAUGGUUAUUGUGCUACAGCUGAACAAUUUAAUAAAAACGCUGAAAAUGUCCAUGCUGAUGAACUUAAUUCUAUGCGUAAUAGACAACUUAUUCAAAAUUUAAUUCUCGAAGGUCAUACAAUGGAUGCAAUCGAAAAAACAAAAGAACUUUUCCCCACACUGCUCAAUAAUAAAAAUCUUCUAUUUGUACUCAAAGUUCGUCAAUUUAUUGAAAUGAUAAAUGGAACUGACAGCGAAAUUUCAAAACCGUCCACAUCUUCUCAGACAAAAAUUUCUUCAUUAUUAAAUCAUAAAAAUCAAUUGAACAGUUUAUUAACCAAUAGAAAUGCAUCGUCUACUAUGACGACAACAACAGCAAAUGAUUGUCCAUCAAUACCUCUAUCUAAAUCGAAUACAUCUCUACGUUCUCGUUCCAAUAGUCCAUAUAAAUCUGAAUCUAAUCAAACAACGAAUUCAGAUGUACAACAACAUAGUAAUGCUACUAAUAAUGAAUUAUCUCAAGAAGCGUAUACAACAGUAAAUUCAUUACCAUCUCAUCAUAUGGAUGUGGAUGACGAAUUGAAUGGUAAUAGUAUAACAAAUGGUUUUAGCAAUCACGAAACAGUAUCCUCCAGUUCCUCCUCUUCUUGUUCUAUAAAUCAAAUUUCUAAUGGCCAUUCACUAUUAGAUGAUGACAGUAAUAAUUUGACUACUGAUAAAACUUCAAUCAGUAAUGGAUAUUUAACAAAAUCAACAGAAAAUCUCGAUACUAUGGAAUGUGAUGGCAUUAGUGAGUCAAAUCAUACAAUGCAUGUGGAAGAUACUUCAUCGGAUGUACAGAAAAAAGAUGAUGAAAUUCUUAUUAAAAUUCUUCAGUUUGGCAGAGAAUUACAUACACUCAAACAACAAUUAAAUAUUGAAUAUGGAGAAAAUCUACAACAUGAUAAAAUACUACAGGAUGCAUUCAGUUUAUUAGCAUAUCCUGAUCCUAGAAUAUCGCCACUUGCUCAACUAUUAGAACCAUCGCAACGUGAAUCUAUUUCCAGUGUAUUGAAUAGUGCCAUUCUUGAAGCACACGACAUGCCUAGACAUCCGGCGCUCGAAGUACUUGUUGGCUAUUUAAAUGAAUGUGACAAAUUAAUGCAUAAGAACAAUAUACCGGAUUGUGCCUUCAUUGAAUUGAACAAAUAUGUACGAUAA
Molecule: messenger RNA, 2085 nt
Organism: Rotaria socialis
Lineage: Eukaryota; Metazoa; Rotifera; Eurotatoria; Philodinida; Philodinidae
Source: the annotation of a GenBank genome assembly